Stomoxys calcitrans (stable fly) is the source of this 3018-nucleotide messenger RNA. RefSeq names its product solute carrier family 35 member C2. Gene Ontology annotation, molecular function: antiporter activity. Lineage: Eukaryota; Metazoa; Arthropoda; Insecta; Diptera; Muscidae. Gene Ontology annotation, cellular component: endoplasmic reticulum-Golgi intermediate compartment; Golgi apparatus; cis-Golgi network. Bases 520 to 1980 code for a protein of 486 amino acids. The record is from RefSeq and is a predicted model, not a curated record. The transcript is spliced from 5 exons. Gene Ontology annotation, biological process: UDP-glucose transmembrane transport.
UUUUAUCUGUCAUGACAUUUUGCCAGCGUCAACAGUUAAAAGUUCUCGGAAAUAUUCACCGACGUUAAUACUAAAUUGAAUAAUUAAAUGUAAAAUUGUUGUAUCAAUCUAAAAACAAAGUAAAUUUGUUUCUGACUAAGAUAUAUGACAUUUACAAACAACUGCAGUUUUUGCAUUGACUUUCAUAUUGAUUGGCAAUAGCCGAUAAUUGCCAGCAAAUGUAAACAAAAGAUUAUUGGUAAUUGUUGUUGGUAGUGGAAAGAAAUAUCUUCUGCUAUCAGAUAUGAGUAAUAAAGUUAAUAAAUUAAAUACACAAAAAUUAGAAGGAGCAAAGGACAGGCAAACAAAUACAUCGGAUUCCAACGAAACAUAUGGUACACAUAGCUUGGUUGUUUGAGAGUCCGGUCGUGGUUACGUUUCUGCAGGGAAACAGUAUUGUGCAAGGAAUAAUUUGUUUAUUACAACUUGUCAGUAUCACAUCGCUGCAGAUAACCGAAUUACGACAAAAGUGGCAAAACCAUGGCCCAAGCGCGAUAUGAUUCUCACAAGUACUCCCGGCUCAGUAGUCAAGAAGUUGCCUCAUCCCGGACGUUCGAAGAUGAUGGGCAUGAAGAAAUCGUAUUGAGCAACGAGAGCAGUAGAAUAAGAUUCAGCCCCGAUAGUGAUGAAGAGGUGGUGGCUCAAGAGCACUCAAAGGAUAAUGGUUAUUUACAUCACACGGCGUCGUCGACGACCCCAUCUACUAAUGUUACCUUAAGAGAUCGCCUUAAUGAUUCUCGAUUAAUGCAGAUGGCUAUUUGUUCUUUAGCGACAAUACUACUAUAUCUAUUUUUAUCAAUAUGCUUGACUUUUUAUCAGAAAGCAUUAAUAAAAAAACUAAAGUUUCCACUGAGUAUUGUAACCUAUCACUUGGUGAUAAAACUUAUAAUGGCAAGCUGUGUUCGUGCGACAUACAAGUGCAUUGUGGGCAAAUCGAGAAUCCAAUUAGAUUGGCGCGUGUCGGUCCGAAAAAUGGCACCCACCGGCCUAGCUAGCGGCAUUGAUAUCGGAUUCUCGAACUGGGGCUUGGAGUUGGUGCCGAUAUCAUUAUAUACAAUGACAAAGUCGUCCACGAUUGUUUUUAUACUGAUAUUUGCCAUUAUGUUAGGCCUAGAAAAGAAGAGUUGGUCGUUGGUUUUUAUCGUUUCGCUAAUAGCCUUGGGACUUUUUAUGUUCACGUAUAAAUCAACACAAUUUCAUACGUUAGGAUUUAUAUUCAUACUAGUUGCGUCGCUAAGUGGUGGUGUUCGUUGGAGUUUAGCGCAAUUUCUAAUGCAAAAAUCUAAGUUGGGUCUUCACAAUCCUAUAGAUAUGAUUUAUCAUAUGCAACCAUGGAUGAUUUUGGCAAUUUUACCUUUUGUUUUAGUAUUUGAGGGCAAACUUUUCCUAGCUGUUCUGGACAAGUGGGAUGAGUAUUCAACAAAUGAUAUAUACAUGGUUAUAUUGAAAAUUACAUUCGGUGCAGUUAUGGCGUUCUGUAUGGAAAUAAGUGAGUUUAUGGUACUAGCUAAAACUUCGAGCUUGACUUUGUCCAUAGCCGGUAUUUUUAAGGAUAUAUUCCAAUUGGCUUUGGCUGUCGAAUACAAUGGCGACCAACUUACUUUAAUCAAUUCUCUAGGAUUGGUUGUUUGUUUAGCUGGAAUCUGCUGCCAUAUUGUUCACAAAUAUUCAUCUUUAACGAAGAAUGAAGAAAUCAAUUUGUCUGGUGACGAUGAUUCCUUUGACCUCCACUAUAAUGAGGCUUCGUUGAGCCCCCCUAGCCAACAAACAGGGGACUCUUCCAAUUUUGCUUUUAAUUCAACAAAAAAUCAUUCCUCUUUGACUGUUCCAUUGCUGGAAGAAACUGAUACUGAUGACGACGAUGGAGACGGAUCUCCGAAUAAGGAAAAUUCUUCUGAUGUCAUAUUUGAUAUAUUGAAACGCCGAGAUAUGCAACGAUGAGUGUUAAAGUAACUAUACACGAUAAUUCAUAGUCCGUAAUACAUAACUGUGAAUAGAUAUAUAACUGAUGUAAAUGUGCGCUGUUUAUAAAGAAAAACAUUCCUGUGAUCUGUGAAAAUUUUAAUUGUUGGUUAAUUGUUUUCAAACAACCCGAAGAAUGUAUUACUUCUAUCCUUUAACAUUAGUUACUGGACACAUUUCAAUAUACUUUGGAAAUGACACUGUAUAAGUCUAUACCACUUUGAAGGUUAUCAGGUAAACCAUCAUAUGUAUGUAGUGAGCGUAACAUACAUAUGCUUGUACACUUUAUUUUGACGCUCACUGUACAUAAAAAAGUUUAAAUGUAUAUGUUAUGUUUUCUUAUUCGUAUCAAUACUAAGAACUUUUACAAGAGUUAAGUCCAAAUCAUUGUUUGGAUUCAAUUCUAUUUGCAAUCUAAAACAAAACGAUGAAUAAAAUGCCAACAAUUAAGGUUUUCUAUAUUUCUAGAUAAGCAAACGUUUGUAUAUACGCAUAACAUGUACGUGUGAGUCAUGUUAAAAGUGCCGCUGUUAGAAUGUUGUGUUUUUUGGAUAGUACUGGAUGCUUUCUUUAUUUUUUAGUCGUUCGGAGCAUUUAAUACAAGUGCUUUCCACUUUCCAUGACAAUCUGGUCAGUUCUUGGUUUCAUCUUCGCUUUUCCCUUUAAAAAAGUCCCAUGUGAUGAAAAACUUUUUUGGUUUCAUUUUGGAUGAUAUGCACAAAAUAUUUCAAGAGUUGAAAGGGAGAAAUUGAAACUAAGAGCAGAACCGAAUGUUCAAUUUAAAGCUCCGUUCCCAAAUAAAAAUAUUUUAAAACUUUUGGAAAAGUCUGAAAAUAAAUCUAAGACUAAUUUAAAAACAUUUUGUAUUCUUGUUGACAAGUUCUCCCACCUAAGGGUUUGUUAUUCCUUUUAAUAAUGUUGUAAAGUUAUUUAAUAAACAUUCAAUUUUUUAAGCUAUUCGACCUUUCAUGAUAUGAAUAAAAUUAUCCACAGUAAAACUGGGGCCACAUUACCCAA